Molecule: messenger RNA, 1827 nt
Organism: Mollisia scopiformis
Lineage: Eukaryota; Fungi; Ascomycota; Leotiomycetes; Helotiales; Mollisiaceae
Product: Metallo-hydrolase/oxidoreductase
Exons: 3
Coding region: 1-1827 (608 amino acids)
Molecular function (GO): peroxiredoxin activity
Source: RefSeq, a predicted model, not a curated record
AUGUCGAACGUCUUCAUCAAGCAGACGGCUCCGCCUUCGCCUCCUUUGGAAGCUAUUCCUGCAACUGUUCAACUCCAUGUUCUAUCUGCUGGACAUCUUACACUUCCGGAAAGACAUUUUGUACAUCCAGCCUCCGAGGAAGCAAGGAGUACAGUGCCUUCCUUAGCGUUCCUCAUACAGCAUGAGAACAUUGAGACUGGCAGGAAAACAAGGAUAGUCUUUGACCUCGGAUUGAGACGAGAUUUGGAACGCUACUCGGAGCCUAUUCAACAACAUGCUGCUACGAGACAGCCAAUAUCUACCGAUCCAGAUGUAGUCAAGAGUCUGAAAGCUGGAGGCUUGACUCCUGAUGACAUUGACUUUGUCAUAUAUUCCCAUGUACACUGGGACCACGUCGGAGAACCUCGCGAUUUCUCCCAGAGUAAAUUCGUUGUAGGUAACGGUGCAACAGACCUCCUCCAAGGAACAUCAACGUCGCUCCGCGGAGGCCACUCAUUUUUCGAAUCAGACCUCAUCCCCCACGACCGAACAAUCGAAUUAUCCUCCCCCACAGCCUCCAAAUUCUCAAACAUCAACGAACCCCUUUCCCAGAAGCCAGGAGUACCCAACUUCCACCAACAAUGGAAAUCUCAUCUUCACCUCCCUCACGUCAUCGACCUCUUCCAAGACGGAAGUCUCUACAUAGUCGACGCACCAGGCCAUUUACCAGGGCAUAUCAACCUCCUCGCUCGAACUGGGAUCAACGAAAGUGUAUACUUAGCUGGAGAUGCAUGCCAUGACAGAAGGAUUUUGCGGAAAGAGAAGACGAUAGGGACAUGGGCAGAUGCUGAGGGGUAUACAUGUUGCAUCCAUGCGAAUCGUGAGAAAGCGGAAGAGACAAUCGAUAGGAUUAGAGAGCUGGAGAGGCAGGGAAUUGAGGUUAUCUUUGCGCAUGAUGUGGAGUGGGAACAGGAUCCGAAGAAUAGGGACAGGCAACAUCCAUAUGCACAAAACCUCCCUCCACUACACGAUUCACUGCUCAGCACCAUGGCAACACCCAAACCCUCACAAGAAGAACAAAAACAAAAAUUCAUCUCCACCCUAGGAGCAACAUCCUGGAACUCGUCCUGGGCAUCCGUAUCCUCCCUCUCCCCCGAAAUCUUCGCCGCAAGCAUCCACCUCUCCUCAAUCCCGCUCAAAAAACAACAUCUACACCCAAAAAUCCAAUCCCUCAUCUCCCUCACCGUCUCCGCAUCGUCCACCCAUCUCUACACCCCCGGCAUCCACCGCCACACCAAAGCCGCGCUCGAAAAUGGCGCGUCGCCAGCUGAGAUCAUGGAAGUGCUCGAACUGACGUCCACGCUAGGAAUCCACGCAUGCAAUAUCGGCGUCCCGCUCUUAAUGGAAGUAAUGAAAGAAGAAGGUCUCUACGAGGGGAAAUUCGGCGCAGCGUCCGGGUGGGAAGAAGGCUCCGAGCGCAAGAGACUGAGAGAGGAAUUCACAGCCAAAAGAGGAUACUGGCACGAGUUCUGGGAGGAUUUCCUGAAACUCGAUCCGGAGUUCUUUGCUGCGUAUCUGGACUUCUCGACGGUACCGUGGGUGCGGGAUGCGAGGGACGGGAAGGCGGGCGGAGUGUUGGAGCCGAAGGUGAAGGAGUUGGUGUAUUGUGCGUUUGAUGCGGCGAGUACGCAUCUUUAUCAGCCCGGGCUGAAGUUGCAUAUGCGGAAUGCGUUGGGGUUAGGCGCGAGUCCGGAGGAGAUUAUGGAGGUGUUGGAAUUGGCUACUUUGUUGAGUUUGCAUACGUUGGAGGUUGCGACGCCGAUAUUGGUGGAGCAUAUGAAGAAGUGA